Molecule: messenger RNA, 200 nt
Organism: Funneliformis caledonium
Lineage: Eukaryota; Fungi; Glomeromycota; Glomeromycetes; Glomerales; Glomeraceae
Source: the annotation of a GenBank genome assembly
ACAAGAAGCGGAAAGUGGCUGAAGAGGCUCAUGAAGCGCGUUUAGCAUAUGAUCAAAAUAAGAAAAACAAUAAGCAGCGUAAAGUAGCUGAAGAGACUCAUGAAGAACUUGAGACGCGUUUGGUGGCUGAAAAGAAGGCUCGGUGUGCUCAUGCACAUAAAAAAUAUUUAUUAAAAAAGUCUAGAGAAACUCCUCAAUAA